Molecule: messenger RNA, 2481 nt
Organism: Pecten maximus
Lineage: Eukaryota; Metazoa; Mollusca; Bivalvia; Pectinida; Pectinidae
Product: BTB/POZ domain-containing protein 6-like
Exons: 3
Coding region: 61-1494 (477 amino acids)
Biological process (GO): neurogenesis
Cellular component (GO): cytosol
Molecular function (GO): protein binding
Source: RefSeq, a predicted model, not a curated record
ACGGGGUUUCCCAAAACGAACACACAGGGCAGCGUGGCCAGACAGGACGCACAAAUUACAAUGGCUAACUCAACACCAUUGCAGAGCAGGAAUACACUCCUGGAAUGUAUCGCGCACAUGUAUCUAACUAAAUUAGGCGCGGACGUUAGAUUUGUUUUUGACGGCAGCAAGGUGGCAGCCCACAAGUUCAUCCUUAUCAGCAGAAGUAGUGUGUUCGAAGCCAUGUUUACUCGCCCAUUGUCAGACCAGGAGGAGAAAGACGAGAAGGAUAUAGAAAUUACGGAUGUGUCUAAGGACACCUUCAACGUAUUCCUGAGAUACCUGUAUACGGACAAUAUCGAAAUCAACAUGGAUAAUGUUGCAGACAUUCUUAAAGUGGCCGACAAAUACAUGGUAGAGAUAUUAAUACACAAAUGCCAUGUCUAUAUCGAACAGCAUCUCGAUCCCGACAACGUUUGUCGUAUGCGAGAGCGAUACCAUAGCUUCCCAAACGAAAAGUUGCUAGCAGAAUGUCGACGUGUUGAAGAGGAAUCUGCUUGUGCUGUUCUUAAAUCAGCGGGCUUCGCAGAACGAUGCAGGGAAUGCGCUCAUGAGUUGAUUUCUUCUGACUAUCUUCCUGUAGAUGAACAUUUGAUUUUCGAGACGGUGAUUCGAUGGGCACAAGCAGAGUGUAGAAAACAUCAUAUUGCGGUGACCGAUGAAAACAUACGUACAUCUGCUGGAAAUCUCUUUCAUUGUGUCAGAUUUCCUGUCAUGAAUUCUGACUACUUUUGUAAAACAGUUUUCAACAUGUCAGUUCUUAGCAACGACGAACUGGUAGAAUUACACAGAUAUAUCCAUAAGCAGGGUCCAUCGAUCCAUGGUCCACCAACGAUGGUACAGACAACACAGGAAGAACCAGUAUCCUGUUAUACUGGUUCUGUACUCUCUAGGAGAAGCAGCGCGAUACGACCAGCCAACGAACCAUGUACCGAGGGAUCUGAUAGUAGGGAUGAAGCUUAUCAGGAUUCGUUAUACAUGGCAAGUGAGACCACAAAUCAUCAUCUAAACGUCCGGGUAUGCGACUUCAGCUGCAAGCAUCGUGUAGGCUAUCGGAUGGGAAAGUAUAAACCUGUGUUUCGUCAGCAGUCACGCAGCGGUAGGGUCGGUAGCUCAAUCAUUGCCAUAAGUGAACAUGUCCAAAGUUCGUCUCUGGUAUAUCUUCAUGGAAUCACAACUGCUUUCACACCGGACCAAAUCAAUGUCAAAAUCAAUGAUGAAGAUAUCCGCAUUCAGCGAGCCGAUGAUGAUCCAAAAGUGGUACGGUUUCGGAAAAUCAUUGAAAUCGACCCCGAUAAGGUCUAUGUUAUAUAUGUAAGCGUGAACGGAUAUACAAGUAUUAUGAGGAACCAGCUAGAAAAUAGUUUAAGUUUCGAUGGUGUAACCAUUAACUUCACUAAUCAUGCCGAUAGCCAAAGUAACGGGUACGUGACGGGGUUGUUGUUAUCAAAAUAAAGAAAGGGAUUAACGCCUGUCCUUGUGACAUCAGUGUAUAAAAAAUAACUCGCCACAUUUAUUUUUAUCGCGAGAUUUGUCACGGAGCCGAGAACGAGGCUACAACAACGUACAAUACACAUUAACUACACGGAUGGCCGUUGUUUAAUAGUUCGAUAGUUCAAACGUUCCGAAGCGUCACAGGCUUUCAAUUGUUCGCACGUGACCGUGUAUUAGUCAUUUUAGCCGUGUAAUAGUUCAUAAUAUACCUUAUGCGUAUAGUUCAGGGAAAAAUGCAUUAUGUAAUACAAAAAAAUAUACAACUUAAUACUUAUUAUAAGAUAUAGCAAUACCAAUACAAGAAAACAUCGUUAAAAUAAGAUCGGUAAAGUUGACAAUGUACGAGGAAUACGGAAAAGGCUAACCAGCAAUCCAAUAGACGUCCGGCAAAAUCUGAAUUCGAGUCUGUUCCUUUUUCUUCUCUUGCCAAGUUCCAACGAAUCAAUUCUUCUCCUGAAGAAAUCCUGGGCUUUGCCGAUUCUAGUCCUCUUUACGUUUCUUUUUGGCAGAAUCUGUCUGCUUUUGGCAGGCAAAUGCUUUCGGCGUUCCGCCAUUGUUUAUUGUUGACUGAUUACCCACCCGUUGCAUCGUGGGACUAAUUUUAAUAGAAACGUUGUCCGUCGGACCUAGUUAUUAUUUUUGGGAAUUUCCCCUAUACUUUCAUAAAUACACAUUUUCCAUCAUUUUUUUGUUCGUGAUAAUUUGUUCGGUAUAUAUUAAGUCUGAAAUCUGUAAAGAGGUCAAAAUGUAAAUAUUUAUGUAUAUUUCUUUGGGAUUAUGUGACUUUAAGUAGAAUAUAUUCUAUCGUUCGCAUUUUAAAUAUUGUUAAGCCAUUUUUACCGUAACCUAGUCAAAUAUCCAGGUAUGCUGAUAAUUAACAAACUUCAAGACAUGUCCCUUUGGUAGUUGCGAUGAAAAAUAACUUCUCAGGAAUGGUAUGUCAAUCAU